AUGUCUCUCUGGUCGUCAUUAUAUCCUGCAAUCUCUUCCGAUCCACGAUUCGAUGCAAUGCUUACCCAAGACGGCUCAACACCCCUUGAUUUGUUCAAAUUUUACGUAGAAGACCUGAAGGAGCAAUACGGGCAAGAUCGGCGCGUGAUCAAAGAUAUACUAAAUGAUCAGAAGAAGGUAGUUCAGGUGGACACAACUUAUGAGGAGUUUUCAAAGUGGGUUACUUCCGCAGAGAAGGGACUUCUUGUAGAUCAUGGUAAUAUGAAGCUGUGUUACAACUCACUUGUUGAAAAGGCGGAAUCAAAAGAAAGGGAAGCGGAGCGAGAGGAAGCAAGAAAGAAGCGACGUCAAGAAAGCGAGUUUCGUCAUCUUCUUCGUGCACAGCAACCGGUUGUUGAUGCGAACACCGAGUGGUCAGCAGUACGAGGAAAAAUUGAGAAGGAAAAAGCUUUUCUUAUUAUUGAAUCAGAGGAGCUUCGCAUAAAAUACUUUGAAGAAUACAAACGUUCUCUCAGUGAAGCUUGUACCCAUCAUCACUCGUUGUCCAAGAAAAAGAAGAAAGACAAAAAGAAGAAGGGCAAGAAGAGCGAUAAGGAAUCGGACAGUGAUAGUGAACCGAAAGAGAAGAAAAAACGAAAGAAGCACUCAAAAGAGGAAAGGGAUAGUGAUGAGGAGAAAGGGCGUUCACAUAAAUCUCGCAAGCGCAAGCGAUCGCGGUCACGCUCCAGUUCUCGAAGUGGAGACGAAAAGAAGCGAAAGGACGUUUCCGACUCUGAGUGA
Strongylus vulgaris is the source of this 780-nucleotide messenger RNA. The record is from the annotation of a GenBank genome assembly. Lineage: Eukaryota; Metazoa; Nematoda; Chromadorea; Rhabditida; Strongylidae.